CCUCAUGCAUUUUUGGUCAUUUUAUCAGUCAUCAUGUUCUUCAUUAUCACAUGACUGUCUCUGGACUACUGUUAUCUGCCUUUUACACUUGUUUGCAUUUCAGCUGUCUGGGAGAACAUAUUUCAAGGUAGAUUCCAGUCAUUUCCAGGUAGGUAUAAAAUAACCUAUGUAUAAUAUAUGGGCGGGCCUAAAAUCACAGCUAUAUUUAGGCUACUCAGCAUCAUGCUUUCACAUCCGUGGUGCUCCAGCCUUGGUCUUGAAUACCCAGCUGAAGAUUUGCAUUUUUGACUGCAGAAAAACAAGAAUUGGCAGAAUGGCAGCUAGUGAGCAACAGCUGGCAAUUUAUAAACCAACGACCGCAAUUACAUCAAUCAAGGGAGGCUUGCAGGAAGGGAAGCGUGUUAUCAUAAUUGGACGGAUUUUGCCAGAUGCUAACAGAUUACAUGUGAACCUUCAGUGCGGUUCUGAUUCUGAUGCUGAUAUUGCUCUGCACAUAAACCCACGCUAUGAGAACGACAGUGCACAUGUAAUGUACAGCACCUACAAGAACGGUACAUGGGGCUCUGAACAAUCCACGCCUGACUCUCCUUUCGUCAAAGACAAACUGUUCGCCAUCGAGAUCCUUGUCACCAAGGAGGUAUACAAGAUAAGUGCUAAUGGGAAACACUUAAAGGACUAUGAACACCAUAUUCCAAUCAUUCAAGUGAACACCAUCUCAGUGGACCAAAACAUCGAGCUGGAGUUCAUUGGCUACCAGAAUUCUGUGCCACCAUACAAAAAAGAACUGAUCAAUGGACUAAAGUCUGACAAAAACAUAGUCAUUUACGGAAUUCCAAACCCUGACUGUAAAAGCAUAGCAAUUCAUCUGCGCCACAGAUAUGGGGUUGCAUUUCACUACCAAUGCCGUUUUGAGGAGAAUGUAGUUGUCCGCAAUACCCAUGAAAAUGGGAGUUGGGGGCCAGAAGAAAAGAGUGAAGGCAUACCUUUUAUACAAGGCCAAUUCUUUCAGGCCAAAGUCUCCUGCAAAGCAGAGCAGUACGAUGUGUCAGUGAAUGGCCAGCAAGCACACACUUACAAGCAUCGCUUUACUAAACUGGAGGACAUCGAUGUUGUUGAAGUUUGUGGAGAUCUACAGUUGUUUUCUGUGGAAGCCUAACAAGUAUACAGGUUCACAAGAAGUCCAUAUUUAAUAUUUUCACGAACAAGUUCAUAUAUCUUAUGCUUAAAAAUAAAUGUUCUGUUAAUGGGUCUGAUAAAUUCAAUGGGUCAAAUAUCUUCCACUGGUGACAACAUUCACAUAUAACUUUCUAACUACAUAUCUAAUACUUCUGCAGUGUUUUGCACUUUGUUGAAUAUGGAUCUACAUUUAAAUCAAGGUGGAGGUAGAA
Sinocyclocheilus rhinocerous is the source of this 1388-nucleotide messenger RNA. Its product is annotated as galectin-9-like. The record is from RefSeq and is a predicted model, not a curated record. Gene Ontology annotation, cellular component: nucleus; cytosol. Gene Ontology annotation, molecular function: galactoside binding; carbohydrate binding. Gene Ontology annotation, biological process: positive regulation of gene expression; negative regulation of CD4-positive, alpha-beta T cell proliferation; negative regulation of type II interferon production. The transcript has 7 exons. Lineage: Eukaryota; Metazoa; Chordata; Actinopteri; Cypriniformes; Cyprinidae. Bases 167 to 1156 code for a protein of 329 amino acids.